CACCAAGCUAACAAAUGCUACCACAAAUUCUCUGAUAAGAUACUUGGCCAGGUCCUAAGCCGGAUUGCGUGCAGAGAUAUUCUAGGAAGCCUUCCAUCCCGGGACGUCACACGGGCUUCAGAGAGGUACAUCAUCAUGAAGGUGUUGGCUGUUGCCUUGUGGGGUGCUGCCAUCCUGGCACUCGCUAGCACUGUCUAUGCUGCAGAGACCAAGGAGGGCCGAAAGAUUCUACAAUACCCGCGCUACGGGCAAUCCAUUGGAGGAGCUGCAGUUGACAACAACGUCGGAUGGAGCAACGCAGAUGCAAACGGGUACUCUGUUGUGGAAGGGGUGACCUGCGCAGCAGGAGAGGUGGUGUGCCACGGCAGGGCGGAGUGUGUGAACCUGCUUGACAACCUGCUGUACUGCGGAUCCUGCAGCAACUCCUGUGACUCCUUCUCACAAGUCUGCAGCAACGCCGUGUGCGUGUGCAAGGCCGGUCUGUCGCCGUGCGCAACCUACGGGGGUCGCUGCCUGGAUGCAGACUCUUGCCCCAAGGGCCCUUCCACAAUGUCCAAUGAAAACAACUUGGUGGAUGUCAACACCCAGUUUUUGGGCACAAACCCGAGUGAUAUGAUCUCCCAGAUAAUGGGUUGAAUCUCAAUCAAAACACCCAGUCAAGUCCUGAAGUGGAGAUGAAAACUGUACGAUCAUGGUGAUAAGAACAGCACUAGUGGAGGCAGAAAUCCUUUUGGAGGAGGCAGCCCCAGUGAGUGAAAGUGAGAACGGUGAUCUAUACCACUUUGCGGCUGUACAGGUUUUGAGUAAUGAUCAGUUUGCAGAUCAUAUCAAUUGAGGAUACCAGAAUAUCCACGGACCUGGCCAAACCUGCACAAGUUGAUGGUAUGUCGGUGGCUGUGACCAUCAGUGAACAUCAAAAUUGUCAAUCUGUUCAGCAACACCAUGAGGAUCUUGAUUACUGCUAUGUUGAGUUCCACGAGCUGAUCAGAGAAAUAGUCUUUUCUGGAAACAUUUCUGUGAAUACAGCAGCCCUGAAUACAGCAGCCCACCAAUAGUGCUCUGUGACCUCAGAAUUCUGCUUGCAAGAUCUGCUUUUACUUUUGCAAUGUUAGCAGUCUUGCUUCGAUCCAAGAGCACCUGUGAUGAAGCUGCAGCUGAAAGACAGCGGUGCAUUUUCUUAUAUGAACCCUGCUAUGUAUGGUGCCCAUUAAUGGUUGGACAAUUCACAGC
Messenger RNA from Coccomyxa subellipsoidea C-169, 1230 nucleotides. RefSeq lists its product as hypothetical. The transcript is spliced from 4 exons. The record is from RefSeq and is a predicted model, not a curated record. Lineage: Eukaryota; Viridiplantae; Chlorophyta; Trebouxiophyceae; Coccomyxaceae. Bases 136 to 636 code for a protein of 166 amino acids.